Molecule: messenger RNA, 4618 nt
Organism: Myripristis murdjan (pinecone soldierfish)
Lineage: Eukaryota; Metazoa; Chordata; Actinopteri; Holocentriformes; Holocentridae
Gene: maco1b
Product: macoilin 1b
Exons: 11
Coding region: 254-2311 (685 amino acids)
Biological process (GO): neuronal signal transduction
Cellular component (GO): rough endoplasmic reticulum membrane
Source: RefSeq, a predicted model, not a curated record
AUUGGGCGCAGCAUCCGUCUCACAACUUGACGUGCGUAAAUUACAGCGCGGUUUUGGCUUAUUGAGCCUGCGCUAAGAGAAAAGAGGAGGUUCCUGAAGAGAGUCCUUUAUUUAUUUCUUUGUUUCCAGUGGGGAAAAAAUAAUAACAGCGACAUAUACCACGGGCACUUCAUUUAUUAUCGUUGUCCGUUUACGCAAGAAAACUGGAUAAGAUUACAGUGGGUAUUCAAAGGCCAACGCGAAGGGGAGGAGGAUGAAGCGGCGCAAUGCGGACUGCAGCAAACUCCGACGGCCGUUAAAACGGAACCGAAUCACCGAGGGUAUAUACGGCAGUACCUUCCUGUACCUGAAGUUCCUGGUGGUGUGGGCAUUGGUGCUGCUGGCAGACUUUGUGCUGGAGUUCAGGUUUGAGUACCUCUGGCCAUUCUGGCUCUUCAUCCGGAGCGUGUAUGACUCCUUCAGAUACCAGGGGCUGGCCUUCUCAGUGUUCUUCGUGUGUGUGGCAUUUACCUCGGACAUCAUAUGCCUACUCUUCAUUCCAGUGCAAUGGCUAUUCUUUGCUGCCAGUACCUAUGUGUGGGUGCAGUAUGUCUGGCACACAGAGAGAGGGGUCUGCCUGCCCACAGUGUCUCUAUGGAUACUCUUUGUGUACAUAGAGGCAGCCAUCAGAUUCAAAGACCUGAAGAACUUCCAUGUGGAUUUGUGUCGCCCUUUUGCUGCACACUGCAUUGGCUACCCAGUUGUCACGCUAGGCUUUGGCUUCAAGAGCUAUGUCAGCUAUAAGAUGCGUCUCCGGAAGCAAAAAGAGGUGCAAAAGGAGAACGAGUUCUACAUGCAGCUCCUGCAGCAGGCUCUUCCCCCAGAGCAACAGAUGCUGCAAAGGCAGGAGAGGGAGGCAGAAGAAGCAGCAGCAGCUAAAGGAUUAUCUGAGGCGGACACACCCCCAGUCUCACAGAAUGGCGCCCCAGCCAGUAAAAAGACGUCGGCACCACUGCCAGAGCUAGAAUACAGAGAAAAAGGGAAAGAGGGGCGGGGCGGUGGGGACGCUAAAAAGCAGCACAACAGCAGCAGCAUCCUGCCGUCAUCGGUGGACUCUAAACUCCAGGAGAUGGAGUAUAUGGAGAACCAUAUGAACAACAAGAGACUGACCACAGAGCUGGGCAGCACUGAGAACCUGCUGCUCAAAGAGGACAACAACUCCUCCUGCUCCUCCUCAUCCUCCUCUUCCUCCUCCAAAAACUACAAGAAUGCUACUGGCAACGCCUCAGCGGUCAACUCGUCGCCCCGUGGCCACAGCGCCACCAACGGCAGUGUGCCCUCCUCUGCACCUUCAUCCUCCUCUUCCUCAGGGAAGAAUGAGAAGAAACAGAAGUUAGCAACAGGAAAGGGGACAUCAGGUGGCUCCCAUAGGGACCCCACAGAUAACUGUAUCCCCAACAACCAGCUGAGCAAGCCAGAAGCACUUGUCAGACUGGAGCAGGACGUCAAGAAGCUGAAGGCGGACCUGCAGGCCAGCCGGCAGGUGGAGCAGGACCUGCGCAGUCAGAUCGGUUCGCUGGGCAGCGCUGAGCGCUCCAUCCGCUCUGAGCUUGGUCAGCUGCGCCAGGAGAACGAGCUGCUGCAGAACAAGCUUCAUAAUGCUGUGCAGGCAAAGCAGAAGGACAAACAGGCGGUGGGCCAGCUGGAGAAGAGGCUCAAGGCAGAGCAGGACGCGCGCGCCACCGCCGAGAAGCAGCUUGCAGACGAAAAGAAACGCAAGAAGCUAGAGGAAGCCACAGCAGCCAGAGCAGUAGCACUGGCAGCAGCAUCCAGAGGGGAAUGCACAGACACACUGAGGAGGCGUAUCACUGAGUUAGAGACGGAGUGUAAGAAACUAACUAUGGACAUUAAGCUCAAAGAAGACCAGAUCCGAGAGCUUGAAAUGAAAGUGCAGGAGCUGCAUAAAUAUAAAGAGAAUGAAAAGGACACAGAGGUGCUGAUGUCAGCGCUGUCGGCCAUGCAAGAUAAGACCCAGCACCUGGAGAACAGCCUGAGCGCAGAGACCAGGAUCAAACUGGACCUUUUCUCAGCGCUGGGAGAUGCCAAGAGGCAGCUGGAGAUCGCACAAGGUCAGAUCCUGCAGAAAGACCAGGAAAUAAAAGACCUGAAGCAGAAGAUAGCUGAGGUGAUGGCCGUCAUGCCCAGCAUCUCCUACACAGCCGACACCAGCAGCAUGACCCCCGUGGCCCCCCACUACUCCUCCAAGUUCAUGGACGCCAAUGCCUCCGGCCUGGAUCCUAACGCCUCUGUCUACCAGCCCCUCAAAAAGUGAACGCUUUCUUCCUCUUCCUGCUCCUUCCCUCCAUCCAUCCUCCCAUCAGUUUUUUAAAUUCUUUUUUUUUUCUGAAGGCCCACCACCUCAGAAUCUGCUCGGCAUGUCUGCAGCUGAGAACUUUGUUUUUCUUGGGUUUUUUGUUUUCUCCUCUUGCCAGGUCAGAAGGAUGUUGUAUUGUGUGACUGUAUUUGUUGUAGUUAAAACAAAAGACAAAAAAAACCUUAACGGACAUCACAUGUCAACUAGGAAAUCCCAGUUUUUUUCUCUUGUAAGUGUCUAGUGAAACCUCACAGAAUCGGGCAUGUUAUCUUUAUCUCAAGGGUGUUCUUAUUGCUCUCCCUUUCCCAACGCCACUUCAAUCACCUUCAACCAGUUACCUGCUCUUUGGCCUUGGGGAAUAGCUGAUAUUUUUUCUCUUUUUUUUUUCCACCCUAAAAUUGGAAUACAGAGCUUUCCUUUAUCUCCCAGAAGAUCUUACAGAUAAGAAUUUGUUCAUUUUCUUUUCCCAAGGUAGGAUGUUAACAUCUGUACAACCAGUGGAAUGUAGUGCAAAGUUGGCACAGACUCUCGCCCUGUUAUACUUUAAGUAUUUAUUUAUUUUUUUUUAAUCCAUAAUUGGACACCAAAUUAAACUGACUCUCAACUGAUCUUGGGUUUUGCAGUAAAUGGGUUGUUAUGCAUUUUUUUAAAGUUUUUUGUGUGGUUCUCUUUAUAUUCACUCUUCAGAUGCAAGUGUUGAUUUCAUUAUGGCAAGCUGGAAGAGAUCUUGCGGUGUUAGCAGAAGCAUAGAUGCGUUUCAAUUUUGCAAAGAUGUCGACGUGAAUAAACCCAAACGGCAGUAAAUGUUGAGCAUCAGUAACAAAAGUGGUUUGGUUUCCCCCACCUAAUGUCUUGUCCAAAAGAGUUUUUGAGAUGCAGAGAGGGCAGGAUUCUGCGUAAUUUUUCACCAGUAGUCAUGAUCACAGUGCCUUGAGUCAGGACGUAAUUAGUGGUUUUGAUGAGGAGAUACGGCCCAGUCCCCCUGAAUUGGUUGUGAAGCAUCUGGCCAAUGUGGAAAGGAUAUGACUUGGCAGCACCCUGUGGAGUGGGACCAAGUUGCCUUUAGACACUGAUUUGGUUUUUAGUUUGAAUCCUAACUGAUUUCCCCACUGGUGGGGAUCCCUUGUCAGCACUGGAGGAGAACUUCUUCCUUGCUGCCAGUCACAUUUCCUAGCCCUGAUUAAAAAGAUAAGUUGGACAGCAGCAGCAGCAUAUUCAAGACAUGGUCAUUUCUGUCCUUUCCAGCCUUGUCACACUCCGACUACCAAAUUGCAUCUUGCCAGUAUGUUGACAUGAUGUAAGCCACCACAGAGUCUACUGCACACAGGUUACCAGAUCUCCGCAUGGCCCCUCCCCUGCAGCCCACAGAGGCACAUCUCACUGCUGUCAACCCUCAGCCCCUUGGUUCAGCUGCUGCCUCCACUUUUGUUUUCAAUUUCUGACUUUAAAUUGCACUGUAGAAAACAGACGAUGUUUUGAAAGGGAAAAACUGUAAAGAUGGACUCCGAUUGUGCAAUGUAUACAAGAAACAAAGCUUUGGAAAUGCCAAAUGAGAGAGAGAGAGAGAGGGAGUAAUUGCUCAAUUUAAUAUUGCGGUUAAAAUGACUAUAUUAUUUAAUGAAUACUCAACUUCAGUUCAUGUGCCAAGAAAGGAAUUUUUGUUCCUCUAGUAAUGUGUGUUCUCCAAGAAUGUACUGCAAAUACAUUGGCUCACUUGUUUGUCAAAUGUCCUCUUGAAUAUCACUUAAUUGAAAUUUUUGUCAAGCAGGUAGAGAAAUUGGUUCACCUGUUUGUAGUAGACUGUUUACGUAGUUCAAAGUAAGGGACUAGGAAAUUACAAUUUUUUUGUGAAUGUUACAGUAUUUGGAACUGUCUGGGAAAUGGGUCUUCAAAGCAGUCAGUUUUCCUUACUCCUCUUUCUGGUAUUAUUGUUAUUUCCUCCAGGGAGAAACCGCUUGAGUCUGACGUGGUUUUGCCGUCAUUCGAAAUGGUCAUUGUUGUGUGUUUUGGUUUUCACCUACUGUAUAUGGAGAAGCUUUUUUUGCUCAGAUUGCUAUGUCAUUGGCUCCUGAAAAUGUUGUGACAAUUACAGUUUAGUCAGUUGGGUGGUCAACUGAUGUCGAAAGUAUAGAAAAGUGUUUUUGUUUGUUUUUUGUUUUCUAUGCCCACAGUCACCGCUCUGUUUCUCCCCAGGUCUGACCUUGGCUGCGCUCUCGCUCUGUGAGGUUUACAAAGAAUAAACUUUUUUUUUUCUUGCAAACAGUG